Molecule: messenger RNA, 3039 nt
Organism: Indicator indicator
Lineage: Eukaryota; Metazoa; Chordata; Aves; Piciformes; Indicatoridae
Gene: ATP4A
Product: ATPase H+/K+ transporting subunit alpha
Exons: 22
Biological process (GO): proton transmembrane transport; sodium ion export across plasma membrane; intracellular sodium ion homeostasis
Cellular component (GO): membrane
Molecular function (GO): ATP binding; P-type sodium:potassium-exchanging transporter activity; ATP hydrolysis activity
Source: RefSeq, a predicted model, not a curated record
AGCUUCGAGCUGGGGCCCCAGGGCCAGGCCAGGCCAAAGCCUCCCAAGGGCCGAGGGCAGCGCAAGGAGCAGAGGCUGCAGGACAUGAAGAAGGAGAUGGAGAUGGACGACCACAAGUUGGAUGUGGAGGAGCUGGAGGCCAAGUUCAGCACCAGCAGCACCAAGGGCCUGUGCUGGGGGGUGGCAGCGGAGCGGCUGCUGCGGGACGGUGCCAACGAGCUGCGGCCCCCGCGGGGCACUCCGGAGUGGCAGAAGUUUGGCAGGCAGCUGGCAGGAGGCCUGCAGUGCCUCAUGUGGGUGGCAGCUGCCAUCUGCCUCAUCGCCUACGGCGUGCAGCAGGGCGAGGGAGACCGAGGCAGCUCUGACAACCUCUACUUGGCAGUGGCCCUGAUGGCCGUGGUGGUGGUCACAGGAUGCUUUGGCUACUACCAGGAGUUCAAGAGCACCAACAUCAUCGCCAGCUUCAAGAACCUGGUCCCUCAGCAAGCCACCGUGAUCCGAGAGGGCUCCAAGCUGCAGGUCAACGCCAGCGAGUUGGUGGUUGGGGACCUGGUGGAGAUCAAAGGUGGAGACAGAGUCCCAGCAGACAUCAGAAUCAUCUCCUCCCAGGGCUGCAAGGUGGACAACUCCUCCCUGACCGGGGAGUCGGAGCCGCAGCCUCGCUCCCCGGAGUGCAGCCAUGAGUCCCCCCUGGAGACUCGCAACAUUGCCUUCUUCUCCACCAUGUGCCUGGAAGGCACAGCUCAGGGGCUGGUGGUGAGCACGGGGGACAGGACCAUCAUCGGCCGCAUCGCCAGCCUGGCCUCUGGGGUGGGGGAGGAGAAGACUCCGAUCGCGGUGGAGAUCGAGCACUUCGUGGACAUCAUCGCCGGCCUGGCUGUCUUCUUCGGGGCCACCUUCUUCGUGGUGGCCAUGGUCAUUGGCUACCCCUUCCUGCGGGCCAUGGUCUUCUUCAUGGCCAUCGUGGUGGCCUACGUCCCCGAGGGGCUGCUGGCCACAGUCACGGUGUGCCUCUCUCUGACGGCCAAGAGGCUGGCCAGGAAGAAUUGUGUGGUGAAGAACCUGGAGGCAGUGGAGACCUUGGGGUCCACCUCGGUGAUCUGCUCGGACAAGACAGGGACCCUGACCCAGAACAGGAUGACUGUGGCCCACCUCUGGUUCGACAACCAGAUCCACACUGCCGACACCACCGAGGACCAAUCAGGCCAGAGCUUCGACCAAUCCUCAGCCACCUGGACCAUGCUCAGCAAGGUUGUGACCCUCUGCAACAGAGCUCAGUUCAAGCCAGGCCAGGAUGACAUCCCCGUGGCCAAGAGGGACGUCCUGGGGGACGCCUCGGAGACGGCGCUGCUGAAGUUCGCCGAGCUGACCCUGGGCUCGGUGGAGGAGGCCAGGGGGAGGCUGCCCAAGGUGGCAGAGCUGCCCUUCAACUCCACCAACAAGUUCCAGGUUUCGGUCCACGAUGCUGGAGAACGUCAACUGCUGGUCCUGAAAGGAGCUCCUGAGAAGGUCCUGGAGAGGUGCAGCUCAGUGCUGCUGAAGGGGCAGGAGCUGGCCCUGGACACCCAAUGGAGGGAGGCCUUCGAGGAGGCCUACGCAGAGCUGGGGGGACGUGGGGAGAGGGUCCUGGGCUUCUGCGCUCGCUGGCUGCCGGCAGGGGCGGUGGCAGCCGGGACGGAGCCUGAGCACCUCCCGGAGGUGGCCGUGGGGCUCUGCUUCGCCGGCCUGGUCUCCAUGAUCGACCCCCCCAGGGCCACCGUCCCCCAGGCUGUCCUCAAGUGCAGGACUGCAGGCAUCAGGGUGAUCAUGGUGACCGGGGACCAUCCCAUCACGGCCAAGGCCAUCGCCGCCGCCGUCGGCAUCAUCUCGGAGGGCAGCGAGACCCCCGAGGAGGUGGCAGCUCGGCUCCGGGUGCCCCUCGACAGGGUGGACCCCAGGCAGGCCAGGGCCAGGGUGGUGACCGGGGCGGAGCUGGCAGCCAUGACCCCAGAAGCUCUGCAAGGUCUUCUCCAGACCCACCCUGAGAUGGUCUUCGCCAGGACCUCCCCCCAGCAGAAGUUGGUGAUCGUGGAGAGCUGCCAGAAGCUGGGCUCCAUCGUGGCGGUGACCGGGGACGGUGUGAACGACUCGCCGGCGCUGAAGAAGGCUGACAUCGGCGUGGCCAUGGGCAUCGCCGGCUCCGACGCCGCCAAGAACGCCGCCGACAUGAUCCUGCUGGACGACAACUUCGCCUCCAUCGUCACCGGCGUCGAGCAAGGUCGCCUGAUCUUCGACAACCUGAAGAAGUCCAUCGCCUACACCCUGACCAAGAACAUCCCCGAGCUGACUCCCUACCUCAUCUACAUCACGGCCAGCGUGCCCCUGCCCCUGGGCUGCAUCACCAUCCUCUUCAUCGAGCUCUGCACCGACAUCUUCCCUUCGGUGUCCUUGGCCUACGAGCGGGCGGAGAGCGACAUCAUGCACCUGCGGCCGCGCCACCCCCGGCGAGACCGAUUGGUCAACGAGCCCCUGGCCGCCUACUCCUACUUCCAGAUAGGAGCCAUCCAAUCCUUUGCCGGCUUCACUGACUACUUCGUGGCCAUGGCCCAGGAGGGUUGGUGGCCUCUGCUCUGCCUGGGCCUCCGCCCCCACUGGGAGGAUGUCCACCAGCAGGAGCUUCAGGACAGCUAUGGCCAGCAGUGGACCUUCUGGCAGCGGCGCUACCAGCAGUACACCUGCUACACUGUCUUCUUCAUCAGCAUCGAGAUGUGCCAGAUCGCCGACGUCCUCAUCCGCAAGACCAGGAGGCUCUCCCUCUUCCAGCAGGGCCUCUUCAGGAACCGCAUCCUGCUGGUGGCCAUCGUGUUCCAGGUGUCCAUCGGCUGCUUCCUCUGCUACUGCCCAGGGAUGCCAAACGUCUUCAACUUCAUGCCCAUCCGGUUCCAGUGGUGGUUGGUGCCGAUGCCCUUCGGCCUCCUCAUCCUCGUGUACGACGAGAUCAGGAAACUGGGAGUGCGGAGACACCCCGGGAGCUGGUGGGACCGGGAGCUCUACUACUGA